Colletotrichum paranaense is the source of this 1218-nucleotide messenger RNA. RefSeq lists its product as uncharacterized. Lineage: Eukaryota; Fungi; Ascomycota; Sordariomycetes; Glomerellales; Glomerellaceae. The coding region runs from base 1 to 1218 and encodes 405 amino acids. The transcript is spliced from 7 exons. The record is from RefSeq and is a predicted model, not a curated record.
AUGCCAGUGGUGAAGGGCGUUGUCACUGUUCUUCCGCCUCCUGAAGGCUAUGUGGUCAAUUUCGACAACCCACAGCGGCAGGCUGUACCCGAAGCUUACUAUGUCGCUGGAUUUGGUACACUUCUCAGUGUUUUGCUCAUGGCGCAAAGGCUGUACACGAAAGCCUUCUUGAUCGGUCGAUUGCAGUGGGACGAUGUCUUUCUUCUUCUGGCUUGGUUCACCUCUAUCGCUACCAUUGGAUUAUGUGUUCAUAUGUUUGCAUAUGGGUCUGGAGGUGUCCACGGAUGGGAGAUCUCUAUCGAAAAGUACAACAUAUACAUGAUGGAUGUUUUCCUCGCCGCCGCCAUCUAUACCCUCUGUGGAAGUUUCGCUAAAGUCUCUCUCUUGAUAUUUUACUUCCGACUAUCACCUCAGAGAUGGUUCAAACGAGCUGUGUGGAUUUCUCUUGCGAUCAUUGCCGGUUACAGUAUCGGCAUCUUCUUUGCUCUGGUAUUCGCCUGUGAUCCAAUCGCAAUGAGCUGGGACGUUACCAUCACGGAAGGCACAUGCAUCAACCGACCAUCACUAUACAUUGCGACUGCUGCGGCAAACAUCAUCUCGGACUUGAUACUUUUCGCGCUUCCUAUUCCCAUCGUUGUGAAGUUACAGAUUCCGCGUAGGCAGAAAGUUGGGCUGUUCUUCAUUUUCGCAGUUGGGUCACUGUAUGUUGGCAUCGCCACUAUUCUUCAAGAUGAUGUCGUCACUUCGAUCGUCCGCGUUUCUCUCCUUCCAGCCAUGCUUACAAGCAUGGACCAAAGCUGGGUCAUCUCAUGGGCCAGUUUAUGGAUUAUCGUUGAAGCGAACCUAGUCGUAAUUUGCGCCUCUCUGCCGACCUUACGCAAGUUUUUCCGACACGUCGCACCCAAGAUCAUCGGCGAAAGCACAUAUGGCAAGGGAACCAAGACUGUCGGUGGUACUGGAAGCAAGCCCAUAUCACGAAUGACUAUCGGUGGUACAAAUGGGACGCGGAAUAGAGCCGAGUAUUCGCAAUUUGAUCGCGACAACAAUGGCGAGGCAUUUGUGAUGGCCAGCAUGGGGUCCAACAACCCAGCUACUAUCGCGACUGGUCAUACCGAGGGUGAUCCGACAGAGGAUGAUUCAUCAGAGAAAGCCAUCAUGCGAGGAAACAAUAUUGUCCAGACGAAGACAAUCACGGUGGAGUAUAGCACUAAACAAUGA